AUGCCUGCCCAAGGAUUUAAGGCCCAGGCACUAAUAAACAAAGACGAGGAAGCACGUCGUCACAGCUCUUUGACAAUGUCCCCCAAAGAACACAUCAAUGAUUCUCCCCCAGCCCAUGCUUCUGCUGGGCGGCAUGCAAAUGAAUGGCCAGGAAUUGGUUUCUCCAUAUCAUCCCGGACGCAGUUGCCUAAAAGAAAGAGAGCGGCCCUCAUAGGCGUCACCUAUCUUGGUACUCGGGGCCAGCUACCGGACUCGAACGUGGGCGGAUUGGCAUGUCUAUUAAAUCGGAAUUAUGGGUAUCGGGAGGAGGACAUAGUAAUGCUCACAGAUAUGCAGCAGCGACCGACGAGUCAACCCACCAAAAAGCAGAUUUUGCUAUCUAUGCACUGGCUAGUCAAGGAUUCCCGGGCUGGAGACCAUUUGCUGUUCUAUUAUUGUGGCCAUGGCGACUUGGAGAGAGCACUUGUACCGCUCGACUUUCUAGAGAACGGUUUCAUCAAGAUGACAGAUCUCCAAGAUAUUAUGACCUCGCAGCAAAUUCCUGGAGUACUGAUGACAGUUAUCAUCGACUGGUACGGCCAUGAGAGCAGUAUGCAAGAAUGGUUUGGCAUCCUAUAG
Fusarium odoratissimum NRRL 54006 is the source of this 618-nucleotide messenger RNA. RefSeq lists its product as uncharacterized. Gene Ontology annotation, biological process: proteolysis. Gene Ontology annotation, molecular function: cysteine-type endopeptidase activity. The coding region runs from base 1 to 618 and encodes 205 amino acids. The transcript is spliced from 3 exons. Lineage: Eukaryota; Fungi; Ascomycota; Sordariomycetes; Hypocreales; Nectriaceae. The record is from RefSeq and is a predicted model, not a curated record.